Messenger RNA from Neltuma alba, 735 nucleotides. Its product is annotated as FAS1 domain-containing protein SELMODRAFT_448915-like. The transcript has a single exon. Lineage: Eukaryota; Viridiplantae; Streptophyta; Magnoliopsida; Fabales; Fabaceae. Bases 1 to 735 code for a protein of 244 amino acids. The record is from RefSeq and is a predicted model, not a curated record.
AUGGAAAAUCUUUGCAUCUUCGUCUUCUUCUUCCUCUUCCUCUCACUCUCUGCAAUCGCACAGCCUCCGCCGCCGGUUCCGGCGAUGCUGACUCCGCCCCCGCAGCAGCUCCGCAACAUUAUUGACGCCCUGAUCGGUGCCGGGGACUUCACUAGCUGGGUGACCAUUCUCUCCCUGGCCAAUCCGUUGAUGCUCCCGAUGAGCGCCACCCUCUUCGUCCCUCAAGACGGCAGCGAUCUCAUCUCCGACAACCACCCGGCCAUGGAUCCGCUUCUCUUCCCUUACCAUAUCGUCCCUCAGCGACUCUCAUUCUCCGAUCUUCUCCUCUUCAAGCCCAACACUCGCCUUCCCACUCUCCUUCCUGCCAUGUCCCUUGUUAUUACCAACAGUUCUCGCUUCAAUUUCACUCUCAACAACAUUCCGGUCACUCAUCCAAACCUCUACAACACUGAUUCCAUCUCCGUCCACGGCAUCGCAGCGGUUCUUGAUUACUCUAUUUUCGGUUACUCAUUUCCCCUCCUGCCAACUCCGACUACGGAAACUACAGCCGGUAACCAGGAGUCGGAGGUCCUUCCGUCACCGCCGUCACCACCGGAGGGAAUCUUGACGCCGCCGUUUAUGGCAAUCGGAGAUCCUUCGGAUGCAGCAUGCUCGUGCACCGAAGCGCCCAUCGUUUUCUUGAUCUUUUGUGCGGUUUUGGCGUUCAAGAUGCAAAGAAUCCCUUUCAUUCGUUGA